GUGGUUUUAAUAGGAAACUAAUUUACAUACCUUUUCCUGUUUCUGGCCUUACUUUAGCAAGAGAUAUACAUACAAAUCGCAUUAAUAUUUUAUAUAGGCUACGACGAAAUGGCAGAUAAAGUCUUGGAACAACUUCGGAUUCAACUGAAGGAUGGUUUGACUGAGGCCGUCAUCAAAAAUUUGUUGGAUGAUCUUCAGGACAAGAAGGUCUUAGGAAAUGAGGAGAUUGAAGAAAUAGUGCAGAAGACCAAAACACGAGCUGAUCAAGCUCGAGAUCUGAUUGAUGGUGUGCGUAGAAAGGGGAGAAAAGCAAGUGAAAUUAUGUUAACAUGCUUGAAGGACAGAGACAACUAUCUUUACAAAAACCUGAACAUAGACCAUUUAGCAAUUCCUGAAAGAGGAGCGACCUCCAGUCCACCAACACCACAAAGUACAACAGACAAACAAAAUGAUAUGAUCUAUGGAGAUGAGGUGUACAACAUGGACAGUUAUCCACGUGGACUGUGUGUAAUUAUUAAUAACGAGAAAUUUGCAGACCGAAAAGAACGAAAGGGAUCCCAAAAAGAUGUUGAUUCUCUGAAGGCCUUAUUUGAUUUUUUGGGCUUUCUGGUUGAAGUUGAGACAGACAAAACUGCAGAUGAAAUAAGAGCCCUCAUGGCCAAAUACAGUAAUGAUGGUCCUCAUGGAGACUGCUUUGUCUGUUGUGUACUGAGUCAUGGUGAUGAGACUGGUGUCGUGGGAUUUGAUGGGCAAAUAUGUCCACUGAAUGACAUCACCUCCCCAUUUGAUGGAGUCAACUGUCCUGCUCUUAUUGGCAAACCGAAAGUCUUCUUUAUCCAGGCAUGCAGAGGAUGUGAAAUGCAGAGUAAAGUGGUUGCAGAUGGAGCUGGUCCCAGUCGUAACCAAAAAUCUGGCAAAGUAUACAGCAUUGCCAAAGAUUCAGAUUUUCUGAUUGCCCUGUCCACUGUGGAGGGAUAUAUGUCAAUCCGUGAUCCAUCCAGUGGAUCAUGGUUUAUACAGUCCCUUUGCGAGCAUUUAAAAAAAGGAAGUGAACAAGGCCAGGACAUCUUGAGGAUCCUCACUAAUGUCAAUAACGAUGUAAGCCGUAAAGAGGGCAAAAUAAAAAUAAAUAAAGAUACAGUAGAUGCAAAGAUGACCCCUCAGCCCAAAUUCACCUUGAGGAAGCUUCUUAUUUUAAAACCACCAAAGGCUGUUCCCAGAGUCCUGUAUCAAGGCACCUCAGAGGGAAGUCUGUGGGAAGGAAAAAGUGUGGCAAAAAACGGUGCACAAUGAGAAGAGGUGACCGGACCCUGAGGAAGAUUGUGGAGAAGGACCGAUUCCAGACCUUGGGGGACCUGCAGAAGCAGUGGACUGAGUCUGGAGUUUAAACAUCCAGAGCCACCGUGCACAGGUGUGUGCAGGAAAUGGGCUACAGGUGCCGCAUUCCCCAGGUCAAGCCACUUCUGAACCAGAAACAGCGGCAGAAGCGCCUGACCUGGGCUACAGAGAAGCAGCACUGGACUGUUGCUCCGUGGUCCAAAUUACUUUUUUUCGGAUGAAAGCAAAUUUUGCAUGUCAUUUGGAAAUCAAGGCUGGAGGAAGACUGGGGAGAAGGAAAUGCCAAAAUGCCUGAAGUCCAGUGUCAAGUACCCACUGUCAAUGAUGGUCUGGGGUGCCGCUGGUGUUGGUCCACUGUGUUUUAUCAAGGGCAGGGUCAAUGCAGCUAGCUAUCAGGAGAUUUUGGAGCACUUCAUGCUUCCAUCUGCUGAAAAGCUUUACCACUGGUAAAUGGUUUACUGACCAUGGUAUAACUGUGCUCAAUUGGCCUGCCAACUUUCCUGACCUGAACCCCAUUGAGAAUCUGUGGGAUAUUGUGAAGAGAAAGUUGAGAGACGCAAGACCCAACACUAUGGAUGAGCUUAAGGACGCUAUCGAAGCAUCCUGGGCCUCCAUAGCACCUCAGCAGUGCCACAGGCUGAUUGCCUCCAUGCCACGCCGCAUUGAAGCAGUCAUUUCUGCAGAAGGAUUCCCGACCAAGUAUUGAGUGCAUAACUGAACAUAAUUAUUUGAAGGUUGACUUUUUUUUUUUUUGUAUUAAAAACUUUUCUUUUAUUGGUCGGAUGAAAUAUGCAAAUUUUUUGAGAUAGGAGUUUUGGGUUUUCAUGAGCUGUAUGCCAAAAUCAUCAGUAUUUAACAGGUAAAAGACCUGAAAUAUUUCAGUUGGUGUGCAAAGAAUCUAAAAUAUAUGAACAUUUAAUUUCUAUCAUUACAUUAUGGAAAAUAAUGAACUUUUAUCACAAUAUGCUAAUUUUUUUAGAAGGACCUUUAAUGUGUUAAAAUCUGAAACAUUAACAACUAAAUAUUGUUCUGUUGCAGACCUGCAUCUUCUUAAACUAAAAUUUCUAUGUUUUAUAAUUAAACCAAGCCUAACAGACUUGUGAUUUCUGUAAUGUUUGUUAAAUAUUUAACAACUAUAGCUCUCUA
Messenger RNA from Carassius gibelio (silver crucian carp), 2484 nucleotides. It is a transcript of the gene casp22, whose product is annotated as caspase 22, apoptosis-related cysteine peptidase. Gene Ontology annotation, biological process: proteolysis; regulation of apoptotic process. Bases 109 to 1293 code for a protein of 394 amino acids. The record is from RefSeq and is a predicted model, not a curated record. NCBI's taxonomy places the organism in Eukaryota, Metazoa, Chordata, Actinopteri, Cypriniformes, Cyprinidae. The transcript has 7 exons. Gene Ontology annotation, molecular function: cysteine-type endopeptidase activity.